ACCUGUCAGGCGGGUUUGGUCAAAAUUCUGUCUUGCAAGUUCAUACUGCUCGCUCCUAUCUCUCCCGGGUGGGGAUCACUGAGGACCGAGGCCCCUGGAGGUCCAAGGCUGGCCAAGUGGCCAUGCUGGACACAGAAGGGCAGUAGAGGUCCCAGGCCUCCUCACAGCCAGUGCAGUGUGGCCAUCGUACAAGGAGUCAUGGAUAGCUUCAUGGAGUCGCUGAACAGGCUGAAGGAAGCCCAUGAGAAAGAGGUCCUGGGUCUGCAGAACAAGCUUCUAGAACUGAACUCAGAACGGUGCCGAGAUGCACAGAGAGUAGAGGAGCUCUUUGCCAAGAAUCACCAGCUCCGGGAGCAGCAGAAGGCACUGAAGGAGAACCUGCGAGUGCUGGAGAACAGGCUGCGGGCUGGCUUGUGCGAUCGAUGCAUGGUCACCCAGGAGCUGGCCAGGAAGAAGCAGCUGGAACUGGAAAAUGCACACCUGCAGAGCCUGCAGCAUCUCUGCAUCCUCACCAAUGAGAUGAAUGGGCUGAGAGAGGAAAACAAGAUCCUGAAGGAAGAAGUGAAGCGGCUUCGGAGUCUGGGAGACAAGACUGCACCACAGGCCUGGGAGGGCACCUCAGAGCCCCCGUCACCCUUGCCGCUCCCCUCCCCCAGUAGCUGGAAGGGUACCACUGAGAACCCCCCAGGAGCCCCGGAGGAGGCUGAGGAAGAGCAAUCGGGCACAGAUAAAAUAUCAAGCCACAAGACAUCCCCAGUGUCCAGAGUCUCCCCAGCUGCCAACCUGCCAGAGCCACGGGCUCUAGACAUGACCCCACAGUGCAUCUCCAACCAGCUGCAUUCAACGGUAGCCGUGGUGCGGCCUGGCUCCAGGGCCUGCCCACCAGACAGCGGUUCUGCCGAUGGGACACCCCCGCCAUCCACGAGAAGCACCCCACCCAGCCCAACGUACGAACAUGGUCUCCCUGUGGACAGCUUCUUACGGGCCUCCAGGCCAUCAGCCAUAGCCUAUGAGACCCUGAAACACUCCCUUCAGACCGAUCGCCUCUGCCUCCUGAACCGACAAUUGUCUCUGCGCCUGCAGAGCCCCCACAGUAGCCCCCUGGCUUCUGCUGUGGCUCCCCAUAGCCCCCUGCCCCGAGGCCUGAAGGCUAGAGAGGCAGAGGCAUGGGAGGAGCCUGGUGCCUUGGUGGGCAUGCAGGACCCACGGCUGGAAGGGGCAUUACACCUGCUUCUGGUCCAGCAGCACCUGCGGGCACGGGCACGGGCAAGCACUGCCAGGUUGCAGGUCCCAUCUGCACCAGAAGAGAUGCCAUCUUCCCCACCAGCGGGCUCGGAUUCUGAGGGCUCUGACAGUGAGGCCCCCAAGCCAGCUCUGAGUACAGAGGCCCAGCCUGAUGGGUGGCACCCUCAAACUACAGGCCAAGGUAGCUCCCAGAGGAAGGAGACACAUGUAGCCACUCAGGACUGCCCCCCAGACAAGCCUCUGGACCUCUCUGACCGAGGACGGUGUCGGGACAUCUCCAAGUCAACUGGCCAACCUUUGCCACUCAGCCCUAAAAUUGUCUACACUCCCAGCCCCCAGCUGCCCACCUUGUCCAGACCCCUGGUUCCCAGCUCCCAUACUCUCAGUAAUGUCAGCACAGAGACCAGAGCUCAGGAGUCUGAAGAAUACUCUACUCCCAAGGAUACCUCACACCCUCUCCCAGGAGUCUGUAUGGGCCUGACCUCUCCUGGAAGGACUGCAGAGGAGGCUGGAGGAAGGCCACAGCCAGGACCUCACCUGCAGAGGCCUGACACUGGUGGGACCACAGAGCCAAAGAAGGUCAGAGCACAAAGGCUAGCCCUGGAGCAACUGGAGGAGUCAGACACAUCAGACACCAAGGCGGGCCUGAUUUCUGAGGCAAGUGCAGAGCCAAGCAUGCCAGGGGUGGGGCAUGCUGAAGACCACCAACAGAGUCAGCAACAGAAGAGGAAGCGGGCCUCAGACCUGCAGGACAAAGCCCCCAAGAAGCCAUCCCAAGGGAAGAGGAAACCGAAGGAACCCCUGACACCGGCGGAAGGUCCCAGGAGCCCAAAGGAGGACUUCAGCCUCUCCCCCAUUAACAGCUGUCGGGAGACCUAACUCUCCAGACUGAGGGACACUGCAUUUGCCCAGAGGUAGCUGUCACAGACUGUUGCCUGCACAAGUCAAGCCACACGACCUGAAGAUAGCUCGGAAUAGUCAAUGCCCAUAAGCUCCGCCUACAUCCAGAGGGGCUGGCCAGCCAAGUCUCUUCUCAGGUUUCUGGGAAGCUCCUCCCAUCUGAAGGCAGGGCGGGGAAUAGGGGAGCCUCAGCCUAGCCCUGCUUCUUUUUCUGGGCAAGGUCCCCACCUCCAGAGGAGAUGGAGGUCCCAGACUUUUCCAGGCUAGGAAGGACGCUUCAGUCAGCGCGGUCUCAGGCGCCCCCUUGUGGAGUCUUGGCAGAUGCAACCAAGACUAAGAAUUAAGAAUCAGCCCUGAACCACUAGAUCCUGAUGGUAUUGAAGAAACUUAGGGAAAUACCUGUGUAUGAAGUUUAAGAGCUGCCAUUUCCAGGGCAAAAACAGGCACUGUUGGCAAAGCACCAGUCAGGGUCCAGUGUGGGGAAAUAAGGGAGAAAGAAGCUGCCUUGGGGAGGUCAAGGAAGGUGGCACCUGAAGCUUAGAUUUGGGUUUUGAGGGUUGAAUAGAAGUGUGCCAAGCAGGCAAAGUUCCUAGCAUGCUCUUAUAAGCAUCUAAAUAUGUGCCAAAAGGUCAGGGUGAAAGCCAAGGAGAACUCACUUGACCAUAACUGAGUGAGGAAGGCUGGAGCUGGCCAAACCAGGUAGAAGGACUACAGCAUAAAAGGGAACUGUGGGUAUAAUUGUAAGAGCCUGAAACUUCCAGAACUGGAGAAACUGUCACUGGGACUGGGUGAGGCCUGGGCUUAACAGAGUACCAUUCUCUACUGAGCACACCUGAGAGGCCCGAAGGACAAAAUUCCAAGGGACAGCCAGGUGUGUGUGUGUGUGUGUGUGUGUGUGUGUGUGUGUGUGUGUGUGUUCAAUCAGUUACAAGAUUCUUCAGCUUUUUCAAAUUUGAAUAAAACACAAGCUGUAUGUUUUAUCCAC
Molecule: messenger RNA, 3130 nt
Organism: Mus musculus (house mouse)
Lineage: Eukaryota; Metazoa; Chordata; Mammalia; Rodentia; Muridae
Gene: Rbbp8nl
Product: RBBP8 N-terminal like
Exons: 14
Coding region: 199-2124 (641 amino acids)
Source: RefSeq, a predicted model, not a curated record